GAGUUGGUGGAUGUCGCUGCUGAUGUCACACCUCCCAGACAGCCACGAUUGGACCCUAAUUAGAAAGCUCGGCAGCAAAUAGAUAGGCGUCCUGCAUGAUUGGAUUCAAAGUGGCUGAUGCCAAAAUUUCUGCAGAGGCGCGGAGAACUGCCGGAGAGGAGAGCAGGCAGCGGAGCGAGCGCGCCGGGAUCCGAGCUGCUGAGAGCCGCCGUGCUGCGCUGCGAACAGUCUGUCUGUGUGUGUGUGUGUGUGUGUGUGUGUGUGUGUGUGUGUGUGUGUGUGUGUGUGUGUGUGAAAGAGAGAGAGAGAGAGCUGCAGGAGAGCCGGAGUUUAGGAGGUGAUAUAAGAACAGCGAGACGCGCUCCCCUCCUGCUCUGGAGUCAUAAAAAAGGAGGGAGAGCUGAAAAUAUAGUCCGAGUCUACGUCAAACCCGAGGACGCUGCGCUGUCAGAGAGCAGCGGAGGCUGAAGCCGAGACAAGUACAAAGAGGAGUCGAUCCGCCGAGUCCGUUAAGUUAUUCCGCGCUGCGCUCCACACGCCGCGCUCAUGGCAUCCGUACUUGGAAACAGCAGCCGCGCGUCCGGGGCUCAGAGCGGACAGGUGAAGUGUAAGCUGAAGAGGAGGAGGAGGAGGCGAUCCAAGAGAAAAGAGAAAGUCAGUAUGCUGUCAGCAUUGAUCGCUCCUUUCAAGUACAUCAGCCCGGGGACCAGCAGCACAGAGGACGAGGACAGUUUAAGUACGAGCAGCGCAGAGGUAAAGGAGAACCGUAACAUCGGGAACUUAGAGGAUCGCUCUGCUGAGUCUCUCUUCUGCUCCGACUCAGCGAGAGGCGGGAGCUCCGGUCUGAAGAGGAAGCGGCCGCUGGAGGAGGACAAAAAUGGCCACAUGUGUCAGCUCCGCCGAAUCUACAAGAAGCUGUCGUGGUCCGAGGCUCCGAAGAACGCGUUGGUGCAGCUGAACGAGCUGCGGCCCGGCCUGCAGUACCGCGUGGUGUCUCAGACCGGCCCGGUCCACGCCCCCGUCUUCUCCAUCGCCGUGGAGGUCAACGGGCUGACCUUCGAGGGAAUCGGUCCCACAAAGAAGAAGGCCAAGAUGAGGGCCGCAGAGUUCGCACUCAAGUCCUUCAUCCAGUUCCCCAACGCCCCUCAGGCCCACCUGGCGAUGGGGAACAUCUCAAACCCCUCAGCAGACUUCACCUCGGACCAGGCCGACUUCCCCGACACGCUCUUUAAAGAGUUUGAGUCGUCGCCGUGCUCAGACGGUUUCUCGCUCUGCGGCUCGGCUGCGGAGAGCGAGCUGCUGUCCAGUGAGCUGCUGAGACACGGGCGGCUGCUCCGUCACACUCUGGACCUGAUGGUGCAGGCUCAGCAGAGACUGGGGGGGAUCGUUCCAGAGCCAGAGGCCCCUAAGAGCCCCGUGGCUUUGUUGAAUGAGCUCCGGCCGGGCCUGCGGUACGCCUGCCUGUCGGAGCGAGCUGAGGGCCGGCGGCUGCGUAGUUUUGUGAUGGCGGUGCGCGUGGACGGGCGGAUAUUCGAGGGCAGCGGUCGCAGCAAGAAGCUGGCAAAGAACCAGGCGGCCCAGUGCGCUCUGCAGGCCCUGUUCAAUAUCAGGACAGCCCCCGAGGGCCCGACAGGCCUCAAAGCCAGCAGGAAGAGCUGUCCUCAUUUACCCCAGGACUUUGCCGAUUCAAUAUUCCACUUGGUGAGGGAGAAGUACCGGUCGCUGGUGGGCGGCUGCAGUCCUGCGCACGCCCGGCACAAAUCCCUGGCAGGCAUCGUAAUGACCCGAGGUCUGGACCUGAGGCACGCCCAGGUGGUGGCGUUAUCCACGGGAACAAAGUGUAUCAACGGGGAGUACCUGAGCGACCAGGGUCAGGUGGUCAACGACUGUCACGCUGAAGUCACGGCCCGCAGAGCGCUGCUUCGAUUCCUCUACUCUCAACUGGAACUCUACUUAAGUAAAAGGCCGGAGGACUGGGAGGAGUCGAUAUUCGUGCGACACAAGGAGUGCGGCUUCAGGUUGAGAGACAACGUCCAUUUCCACAUGUACAUGAGCACGUCGCCGUGUGGGGACGGGAGGCUCAACUCACCCUAUGAAAUCUCCACGGACCUCCACAGCAGCAGACACCUCAUGAGGAAGCACCGCAGCCACCUGCGGACCAAAAUUGAGUCAGGAGAGGGGACGGUACCCGUGAGAUGUCGAGGGGCGGUCCAGACAUGGGACGGCGUUUUACAGGGCGAGCAGCUCAUCACCAUGUCCUGCACCGACAAGAUCACCAGGUGGAACAUCCUGGGCCUUCAGGGGGCGCUGCUAAGCCACUUCGUGGAGCCGGUGUACCUGCACAGCGUGACCGUGGGCAGCCUCCGUCACACAGGACAUCUGAACAGAGUUCUGAACCAGCGGCUGGAGCGGCCGGGCCCGCUGCCCCCCACACACAGACGUAACCAGCCCCUGCUCAGCGGUUUGAGUAACGCAGAGUUCCAGCAGUCGGGGAAGGCCUCGUGCGUGAGCGUGAACUGGACGCUGGGCGACGCACAGCUGGAGGUGGUGAACACGGCGACAGGACGGAGACGGGACUCGGGUACGCCCUCGCGUCUCUGCAAACACAUGCUGUUCACCCGCUGGAGCAGACUGAACCGCAAGCUGGGGGUCCACGUGUCGGACUCGCCGGAUAGACAGCUCAUGUACUGCGAGGCCAAGAUGGCGGCUCGUCCGUACCAGACAGUGAAGCAGCAGUGGUUCAGAGCUCUGCAGGAAACGGGCCUCGGCACCUGGGUCAAGAAACCACCAGAGCAGGAGCAGUUCCUGCUGUCCGUCUGAGGAAGAGUGUGUGUGUGUGUGUGUGUGUGUGUGUGUGAGUGUGAGUGAGCAAGUGUGUGAGAUAAAGAGAGCGUGUGUGUGUUUAACCUUUAUUUUUUUAGGAUAUGACUCCAUGCUCAUCCUGCUUCACACCUCAACGUUUUGUAGUGCAACCUUUAAACUCAAGACCAUCACCACCGUGUGUGUGUGUGCGUCCGUGUGCAGCGCUGCACCCGACUCAGAAGUUCGUCAGUUGAAUCAGAUUUGGACGUUCAGAAGAAGCUUUGACUCCGUAUGAGCCGACCUGAGUGACCUCCAUG
Labrus mixtus (cuckoo wrasse) is the source of this 3119-nucleotide messenger RNA. It is a transcript of the gene adarb2, whose product is annotated as adenosine deaminase RNA specific B2 (inactive). Gene Ontology annotation, molecular function: double-stranded RNA adenosine deaminase activity; tRNA-specific adenosine deaminase activity; double-stranded RNA binding. Gene Ontology annotation, biological process: RNA processing; adenosine to inosine editing. The record is from RefSeq and is a predicted model, not a curated record. Lineage: Eukaryota; Metazoa; Chordata; Actinopteri; Labriformes; Labridae. Bases 547 to 2820 code for a protein of 757 amino acids. The transcript has 10 exons. Gene Ontology annotation, cellular component: cytoplasm; nucleolus.